AUGGCAUCCAUCAUCGUGAAAUUCGGCAUUAUACGCUACUUGUCAACUCACUCUUUGACGAGGCCCAGAGUAGUAUUUUCUGGUAUUCAGCCCACCGGGAUUCCUCAUCUGGGCAACUACCUGGGCGCGAUUCAGAAUUGGGUUCAACUGCAAGACACUGCAUCAGCGAACGAUAAAAUUCUGUACUGCAUCGUUGGGUACCAUGCAAUCACCCUACCUCAAGAUCCCGUACACCUAGAAACGGAACGUUUCAACAUGCUCGCAAGCCUCCUUGCAUGUGGAAUUGAUCCCAGCAAGUCGCUUCUUUAUAACCAAGAUCAAGUUCCGGAACACACAGAACUGGCGUGGAUCUUGAACUGCAUUACCCCGAUGGGCUGGCUUUAUCGCAUGACGACGUGGAAGUCCAAGUUGGCCGUCGCUCGAAAUGCCAAUAGCGAAGAAGAGGUGAACGAGUCCAUGCUUAAUCUCGGGCUUCUCGCUUAUCCUGUGCUUCAAGCUGCUGAUAUCUUAUUGCACAAGUCCACGCAUAUCCCAGUUGGGGAAGACCAGACACAGCACCUGGAAUUGGCACAGGACAUAGCACGUGCAUUUAAUCACAAGUUUAACACCGACAUAUUCCCAAUACCACAGCAGCUCUCCACGCCGACAAAACGUGUUUUGUCCCUUCGCGAUCCUUCCCAGAAAAUGUCCAAAUCGGCACCCAGCGAGAAGUCUCGGAUCCUCAUUACGGACGAUCCCGCUGCUAUUUCAGCCAAAAUCCGCGGAGCCGUGACAGACUCGAACCCGGACAUAACAUUCGAUCCGACUGGAAGACCAGGGGUCAGCAACCUUCUAUCUAUGUUAGCCGCAUGCACGACGGAGAGCUCAGUCGCCGACUUGGACUCCACGGCCCAGUUAUAUCGCGGGAAGCAGAUCCAAGAUCUGAAGCGUGACGUGGCGGAUGCGAUCAUAGCAAGGGUCGAACCUAUUCGAACAGAAUACGAGAGACUCAGGAAAGAUUUGGCCUGGCUACGCGAUGUGUCUCAAGCCGGAGAUCAAGAAGCUCGGGGACGUGUAGGUCAGACGAUGUCUGAGGUUAAGAAGAUACUCGGACUGGCUAGGCACUGAGGUCUCUACCAUAUUCGUUGGGCUG
Dacryopinax primogenitus is the source of this 1132-nucleotide messenger RNA. RefSeq names its product tryptophanyl-tRNA synthetase. The transcript has 7 exons. Gene Ontology annotation, cellular component: mitochondrion; mitochondrial matrix. NCBI's taxonomy places the organism in Eukaryota, Fungi, Basidiomycota, Dacrymycetes, Dacrymycetales, Dacrymycetaceae. Gene Ontology annotation, biological process: mitochondrial tryptophanyl-tRNA aminoacylation. The coding region runs from base 1 to 1107 and encodes 368 amino acids. The record is from RefSeq and is a predicted model, not a curated record. Gene Ontology annotation, molecular function: ATP binding; tryptophan-tRNA ligase activity.